AUGAACGACAAUGAUAUAUCUCAUCAGAGAUAUGAGCCAAGCCUUGAUUUCCCUCAUGACUCCCGCAGCGAUUCUGAUGACACAAUCGAUCAGAUCAAUUCUCUCGAACUCACUCGGAUAAACACCUAUCGACUUCAACAAAAGACGACAGUUGGAUCCACAAAAGGGCCAACUCCCCGUGAAAAAUGGCUACCGAUGGGUGCUAGCAAAGAAUACCCGCCAAUACUCCCAGACUCGGAGGCCUACGUGGUGGAAUUUGAUGGCGCGAAGGAUCCAUUGCAUCCAUAUAAUUGGUCUAUGCUGAGGCGGUACGUACUUCCAACAAUAUUCAUGGGUGUUGAUGAAGCAGUCAUGUCUAAUUCACUGAAUAGUAUAUCUUUAGUUUGCAUUUUAUGCUACGGUACAUUUGCCGGUUCAUUCGCAAGCGCGGUAUUCUCAGCGGCUAUCUCUGGCGUCAGUCAAGAAUUUCACACUAGCACUGAAGUCGGCUCCUUGGGUGUGACCCUUUAUGUUCUCGGGUUCGCUGCAGGUCCAACAAUCUGGGCCCCAGCAUCUGAACUGAUUGGCAGGCGCUGGCCACUGUCAGUCGGACUUUUGGGAUGUGGGAUCUUCACGAUAGCAUGUGCCGUCGCCAAAGAUAUCCAGACCAUAAUGAUCUGUCGAUUCUUUGCUGGUCUCUUUGCGGCGAGUCCUAUAUCGAUUGUUCCCGCAGUUUUCGCAGAUCUGUUUAACAAUGCUCAACGGGGUGUCGUUAUGUCGAUCUUCUGUAUGGCAGUGUUUAUCGGGCCUUUUGCAGCACCCUUCGUGGGCGGCUUUAUCGCAAUGAGCUCUCUAGGAUGGCGGUGGACAAUGUAUAUCUCAGCCAUCAUGGUCUUCCUGGGCUUUGGCUUGGUUGUUAUUUUCCUCGAUGAAACUUAUGCGCCUGUCAUCCUCGUGCGUAAGGCUGCUACCCUACGCCGCCAGACCCACAACUGGGGUAUUCACGCAAAGCAAGAUGAAGUGGAGGUUGAUUUCAAAGAGCUUGUUAGAAACAAUUUCGCAAGACCAAUUGUGAUGCUGAUCACGGAGCCCAUUCUGCUUCUGAUAUCCCUUUACAUCUCGUUCAUCUACGGUCUCAUCUAUGCUCUCCUGGGUGCAUACCCCGUUGUCUUUCAAGGAGUGUAUGGAAUGAAUAUGGGUAUUGGUGGAUUGGCUUUUGUUGGUCUUAUCAUUGGAGAGCUUCUUGGUGGCAUUUUUGUUCUUUUCAUACAGGGACCUUAUGCCAGAAAGCUGGCAGCCAAUGGUGACAGGCCUAUUCCUGAAUGGCGUCUCCCUUCUGCUAUCUUGGGAGCUGUUGCCUUUGCUGGUGGAAUGUUUUGGUUCGGCUGGACCGGAUUCACAUCAUCCAUUCACUGGAUCGUCCCUGUGACUUCGGGAAUUCUCACCGGAGCAGGGAUUUUCCUCAUUUUCCUGCAAUGCUUCAACUAUAUUGUUGACUGCUAUCCUUCCCUGUACGUUCUGGUGUUCUUGCCCCGAUCCUCCAACUGGGAAAUUUACUAA
This is a messenger RNA of Penicillium nucicola, 1539 nucleotides long. RefSeq names its product MFS transporter. The record is from RefSeq and is a predicted model, not a curated record. The transcript is spliced from 2 exons. Gene Ontology annotation, molecular function: transmembrane transporter activity. The coding region runs from base 1 to 1539 and encodes 512 amino acids. Lineage: Eukaryota; Fungi; Ascomycota; Eurotiomycetes; Eurotiales; Aspergillaceae. Gene Ontology annotation, biological process: transmembrane transport.